Exserohilum turcica Et28A is the source of this 600-nucleotide messenger RNA. RefSeq lists its product as uncharacterized. The transcript is spliced from 4 exons. Gene Ontology annotation, cellular component: endoplasmic reticulum. The coding region runs from base 1 to 600 and encodes 199 amino acids. Gene Ontology annotation, biological process: ergosterol biosynthetic process. NCBI's taxonomy places the organism in Eukaryota, Fungi, Ascomycota, Dothideomycetes, Pleosporales, Pleosporaceae. The record is from RefSeq and is a predicted model, not a curated record.
AUGUACAGCCUCGAGUCGUCGCUCCCGAAAUUCUACAUUUUCUCGCCGACGGAACUGCACGCGCUCAGCGUCGAAGCCAUUGACCGGCACGGCAACGAUACGGCGGCUGUGGUGCAGCACAUUGUCGACUCGCUGGCUGCCACGCACGGCGCACACAUCAAUCUCGACGAGGAAUGGGUGUUUAACAAUGCGGGCGGGGCCAUGGGCGCCAUGUAUAUUAUCCACGCGUCCAUUACCGAGUACCUGAUUGUGUUUGGGACGGCGGUUGGGACCGAGGGGCAUACGGGAAGACAUACUGCGGAUGAUUAUUUCCAUAUUCUCAAGGGAGAGCAGAUUGCGUAUAUGCCGGGUAAGGGGGUUUAUGAGGCUGAGAGAUACCCUCAAGGCAGCGUGCAUCAUCUCCGCCGGGGCGAUGUAAAGCAGUACAAGAUGGAAAGCGACUGCUUUGCUCUCGAGUAUGCUCGGGGGUGGAUCCCGCUGAUGUUGGGCUUUGGUUAUGCUGAUACUCUCACGAGUACGCUGGAUUUCCCCACGUUGUGGCGCACGACGGUUAUUACGGGCCGCGAGAUGAUUGGCAACUUGGUCAAGGGAAAGCUGUGA